Molecule: messenger RNA, 2375 nt
Organism: Nanorana parkeri
Lineage: Eukaryota; Metazoa; Chordata; Amphibia; Anura; Dicroglossidae
Product: protein Jade-2-like
Exons: 6
Coding region: 1-1803 (600 amino acids)
Biological process (GO): regulation of transcription by RNA polymerase II
Cellular component (GO): histone acetyltransferase complex
Source: RefSeq, a predicted model, not a curated record
AUGUGCGAUUUGUUUUCGGAAAUAUUCGUUAUUUUCGAUAUAUCUGAAUCUCCGUAUGACAGAAAUGACGAAUGCAAACAAGUCCGAAUUUCCGAUAAAUAUGUGUAUAGAUAUGAGGAGGCUAAGGAAGAUUACAAUGCUGCAGGGAUGGGGAGACAGGCUGGAGAAAGCACCAUGACAGCUGCUGGCUCAGAGCUUCGGUGCUCUAUGCCAUCCUGUGUCACUGCUUUCCAUGUUACUUGCGCCUUUGACCACAACUUGGAAAUGCACACUACCUUGGUGGAAAACGAUGAGGUAAAAUUUAAAUCCUUCUGUCUUGGGCACAGCAGUGGAGCCACCAAACCAGAGGAUCAAUGCAGCCAAAGACCUUCAUCAUCUGUCUCCCAAGCAGAUACUGACCAAACCAAGCAGGACCUAGAAAAGGUAAUGUUGAGGAAACAAAAGCUACUGCAGCUGGAGGAGGAUUUCUAUGAACUUGUUAAGCCAGGCGAGGUGGCGGAGAAUCUUAAUAUGAACAAGAACACAAUUGACUUUAUUUAUCAGUACUGGAAACUGAAGAGGAAGGCAAACCUUAACAAACCUCUCGUAACUCCCAAAACAGAUGAAGUGGAUGAUUUAGCUCAGCAAGAGCAAGAUAUAUUAUACCGAAGGCUAAAACUCUUCACACACUUAAGGCAGGAUUUGGAAAGGGUAAGAAAUCUAUGUUACAUGAUUACCCGGAGGGAAAGGACGAAACACUCCAUAUGCAAACUUGAAGAGCAAAUCUUCCAGCUGCAGAUGAAGCUUGUCGAAAAAGAUUUUUACCACGAAAAAGCAAAGAAGAAAAUAAAAAGGAAAAAAGCUGAUCCCAAACGAAAAAGCAGAGAGGGCCUGAGAGGAAGUCCGGAGAAAAAAGAGAGAACGAGAAGAGGAAGCGAUUCAGUUUUAGGACAACUGGGUUUGUCAUCAUCACUCCCUAUAGAUGGCACAUUUUUUAACAGCUGGCUAGCUCAGUCAGUUCAGAUCACCACUGAGAACAUGACAAUGAGCGAAUGGGCCUUAAACAAUGGUCACAAGGAAAAUAACACCUCUGGUCUUCUAUCAGAAGAACUGUUACAGGAUGAGGAGACAUUGCUAAGCAUCAUGAUGGAUAACUCGCUCAAAUCUCCUUUCACACCAAUGGAAAGUGUAAAGAAGGUUAAGAACAAAACAAGAUUGAAUGGUAGGAAAAAACUACCAAAAAGCAGUCCUGAAAACCUUUACAGGAAUCCACAGGAUGACUCUACCCAGUGGAAUAAUACAAAUAGUUUGUCAGAUGGGACUGAAAUACCUCCUGGCUACAACUCCAAAUCAAACAAAGCUGGCAAAGGAGCUGCCAAGGUACAAACAGAUCACAAAGGACCUAUUGAGAAAAAGACAUUGAGAAAGGGCUCUGCAUUGAAGGCAGAUGGUGUGCAUGGUUUCUCAGAUCAGAGUAAUUUAAAUAACAGUGAAAUGACAGUAAGAUACACACAACCCCAGUCUGAUUCUCUUGUCAAAGUGCCUGAGACAUUGGGUUGUGCAAAAACUGUGGUGAGGUUUAAAUUACCAAAGUGUGGAAAAGCAAACUUGGAGACAAAGUGUGAAGGUCCAGAAAGCGCAAAUGGAUUUCAAGUCAACGAAACGCCCAAAGAAAACCCCCAUUUAGACAAUGAAACUGAUGGAUACUACUCAGAUGCUGAGAUGACUGACUCAGAGGAGGAGUCAAGUCAAGCAAGGAUGCAGCUUAGCCAAUUCGACCCAUCAAAUGAUGAUAUUGUUCGAAUGAGCAUUUUGGCAUCUUAAUUCUUCAUUUGAAAUAAACUGGACAGCUCAAUGAUGCCUACAUCAAGAGAUGGCUGCCAUUUCCAACGCACCUGCUCUUUCCAGAAAAGUCUUUAACAUGUAUAUCUAGUAUGUUUUACAUAUAGUCACAUAUAUGUAACACAUAUGCAGGUUCAGCACAGUUGUCUUUAUCUGCUAGUUGACACAUUAAGCCUCACAGACACAGGUUGCUCUACUGUAAAUGUUUAAUGGUAGAUUACAUGCAUUUGCCAUUUAUUGCAAGCACAUAAGUUAAGGACUUGUGCUUGUUACCCCAACGAAAGCUGUUAAUGGAUGAUGGGAAAAAGUUAAACGGGCAUUAUUUUAUGUAAAGACAAUGAUGAAACAUACAUUGAAAGGUCCUCCCUUAAUUAAAAAAAAAAAAUCAAUACAUAGUAAAAUAAGCAAAAGGAUAAAAAAAAAAAAGCACAAAUAAUUGCUUAUUUGAAGAAAGCACUUAUAAGUUGGGAAAGGCAACUCAAGCUGUUUAAAGGUUUAAUCAUGUUCUUCUCCAACUCAUUUUCUUCCGUCCGGGACGUUUUUCGUUGGCCAAA